GUUGUUUUGCGAUGCGGCGUGCGCACUACGCAGUGUCAAGUGACAAGCGUUAGAAGCAACAGUACUGCGUCACCUGCAGCCGCUCUGUACAUUGUGACUUUUGGUCCAGGAAUUGCCGACGACACACGCUUACAGCCUGAGAUGUCUGUAAUAAAUUUGAAUCCACAGCAGUCAGAAACCCGGCGUGUGGGCAUUCGUGACUUGCCAGAUGAGAUUUUAUUAAAAAUCUUUUCUCACAUGCCAGUCAGUGAGCUCGUAGGCACUGUACAGAAAGUGUGCUCUCGCUGGAAAGUGCUGUCACAAGCUUCACAGUUGUGGACUGAUAAGGUAUAUAGAAUCGGGACCUGGUGUCGCAUAGGCACACGUAUCUGGAAGAGUGGAAAUCCAGACCAGGAGGCGAUAGAGAUUUUCCGCAGUGCUCCAAACUUGAGGAAGGUCCAUGUUUGGCGCCCCAUCACGUACAGUGUUCUCUGUACGCUCUACACCAAUUGCCACAGACUCACAGAGCUGCACUUGGAUGGCAAGCAAACACUCAGCAGCUCGGAGCUGAAGAACAUAGUUGAGCAGUGCCCCAGAAUAAAAUCACUGAGGGUACCCUGUGAAGUGAUGAAGUCUGAGGAGUCAGUAGAGGCACUGUCUCAUUUGCAGCACCUCCGUGUGCUUUGCCUGGGACAGCAUGAUUCCAGCAUUGAAACCCCCCUCGUGCUGCGACCGUUGGCUUAUAGCUGCCCGGAGCUAGAAGAAAUUGACUUCAUGCAUAGCUACAUCAAUGUGGAAGACCUAAAGUUCUUCCUGUAUGCCAAGAAGCACACACUUAAGACCAUAGGCAUCAGGUGGACAUUAGCCGGUAAUAGGUGCAUCCUCCCAGUGCUUGCAUCGUAUGCUGUCAGCUUGGAAUGUUUAAGGCUUUACAAGUUCAUUGUCUCGACCGUACCAGUGACAGAGGUGGAGAAUUUUACUGCUCUGCUGAGGAUGAAGAACUUGCAGGAACUUACAAUGACGGCCAUAGAGCCAUUUCCUGGCACAGUCGUUCUGGCAUUUAGGGACGGAGGGCUGCAGAAACUGAAAGUGCUGGAUCUACGAAGUUCAAAAAAUCUGUAUAAUGAAUCAGUUAUUGCCUUCUACCGUGCUUGCCCUGUUUUACGGGAACUCAAUCUGAGUUUUGUCAGUAUGCUGUCUGAUGAUGCCUUCCUUGAGAUCUACCAUCUGGAACAUCUUGAAAAGCUGGAUGUGUCAUAUUGCAGACGUCUCGGCGGACAGCUGAUCCCUCGCCUCACAUCGCUACCACAUCUUCAUACAUUAGUGAUGAAAGGGUUGGACCUUUCACAGCUGCAACCAGGUCUGGGCAGUAUUGUGGAGUUGUCCAAUUUGCGCUGUCUGACACUCAAUGAUUCCAUUGUUGCUGGAGUACCGUUUGAUAAGUUUCCGGGCAAGCUUGUCAGACUCAGGGAACUGAAUGUCAAAUGGUGUCAGGGUGUCCCUGAAGACUGGAAAAAGCUGACUGAGCAGAUGCCACAACUCAAAAUUGACACAGAACUUGCAGCAGAACAGAAUGUUGUUCCUGGCAGUUCAGGGAGAGCCCGUGACUGGCAGUAGUGGUGAUAGGGAAAGUGAAACCUAAGUUAGAGGGAAACAGAUACACAGGGUGUGAUCAAGAAGUAGUUGGACUGAUUUUCUGUAUACCAGACAAACUGAUGGAGGGGAGGCCAACUGGCUGGGAGUGGUGUGGUGUGGUGUGGUGUUGGGGGGAGGGGGCUGUGUGGCCCUUGGAGGGUGAGCACACUGUUUCUCAUGAGCUGCUGUCAAGUAGUGUUGCCACAACCAGUGUGUUCACUGAUAAACGAAAAGAGUCGUGUGCAGACUUCAACAGAACUUCAGAACUGUGUUAGAGAGAACUCACAUUCCCUCAGUAACAUGGUUACUGAAGCUGAAAUGUGGUGUUUCCAGUAUGACCAGGUGACGAAACACAAGUUCAGAAUGGCAUGUUAACUUGCUUCUUCAUCCAAGGAAGGCCUGGAUGAGCGAGGUGAAAACCAUGCUUCUGGUCUUCCUUGAUCAUUGUAGCAGCAUCAACAAGGAGUUUGUACUCCCUGGACAAACUGUGAAUGCAGUUUUACACAAAAGUGCUAGAGGUUGCAAAAAUGAGUCAAUGGUGCAACUGCACAUUGCCCAUUGCUGGAAGCAGCACCAUGACAAUACGCCAUGCCACACCAUGCUGUUUGCCACAUUUCCUCACCUGUCUACACCCCAGACGUGGUACUGCCGGACUUCUUUCUCUUUCCUCACCAGAAACAAGACACAAAGGGGCAGCAUUUUGAUUCCAUUGAAGAUGUCAAAGUGCUGUAACAAAGAUUCUUUUUUUUGAAUUGUGGUUUAUUGGUCUCAUAACAUACAUAAUCAAAAUCAUUUGAUUUAUGUACAGGAGACAUGUUAAAAGUUUGGAAACUCUGUGACUGUGAAAGUUUAUGGUAAAGACUACUACUUUCAGACAUUAUGUUUUUAAGGUUCUUUAAAGUCCUAAAAGAUGAAGCUGAAGUGUCAUUUUACGAACGCUUGACUGGAAAAAUGAAAUUUGUGACAACAGAUGAAAGAAGUUUUGUACCAGAGACUGAUGUUGUAUUGAAAUAACGUAAUCAAUUUCAAUUAAAAUCUGCUCGAAAUGCAAAUAUGUGUUCUUUCAAUUGUGAUUUGCAUAACUUCACAUCAUAUUAGCUGUUUAUCAGUCUUUUGUUGAUUAUUUUGAGUAUAUAACUAAUUGUUUGCAUUUCUUUAUCCUAUAGUACAUAGUACGAAGCACUGGCUAUUGUUGUAAUAUAUAUUGUGUUUUUCAAGUGAAUACCAAUAAAUGUCAGUGGCCCAGUUAACCACACUGAAUGUCUCAGUUAAGUGGACCACUUGCGACUGUUA
This is a messenger RNA of Schistocerca cancellata (South American locust), 2907 nucleotides long. RefSeq lists its product as uncharacterized. The record is from RefSeq and is a predicted model, not a curated record. Gene Ontology annotation, cellular component: SCF ubiquitin ligase complex. The transcript has 8 exons. Gene Ontology annotation, molecular function: protein binding. Lineage: Eukaryota; Metazoa; Arthropoda; Insecta; Orthoptera; Acrididae. The coding region runs from base 142 to 1596 and encodes 484 amino acids. Gene Ontology annotation, biological process: SCF-dependent proteasomal ubiquitin-dependent protein catabolic process.